Messenger RNA from Selaginella moellendorffii, 1929 nucleotides. Its product is annotated as pentatricopeptide repeat-containing protein At4g02750-like. The coding region runs from base 1 to 1929 and encodes 642 amino acids. Gene Ontology annotation, molecular function: RNA binding; protein binding. The transcript has a single exon. Gene Ontology annotation, biological process: RNA modification. The record is from RefSeq and is a predicted model, not a curated record. Lineage: Eukaryota; Viridiplantae; Streptophyta; Lycopodiopsida; Selaginellales; Selaginellaceae.
AUGGCAUUGCUCUUCCCCAAUUUCGUGAUUUCCACAGACACCUCAGAGGAUUGCUUGCUCUCCUGGGGAGCACUGCUCAAGAACUGCCGGGAUCUGUCACAGGGGAGGCAAAUCCACGCCCGCAUUGCGCAGAGCGAGCACCGCCGCAACAAAUACCUCGCGAAUCUGCUUGUCCAGAUGUAUGGCAAAUGCGGCAGCGUCGAUGACGCCCGCGCAAUCUUCGAAUCCAUAGAGAAUCCUAAGCUCUUCUCCUCCAACAUCAUGAUCCAGGCCUACGCACAGGCGAAAGAUCUAGAUCGAGCGCGCAGAACGUUCGAUGGGAUGCUCCGGCGAGAUGCCUCGACGUGGAACUCGAUCGUCACGGCAUAUGCCGAAAAUGGGCAUCUUGAUAAAGCGCGAGAGAUUUUCGAAUUGGCUCCAGAGAAGAACGAGAUCUCUUGGAAUGUGAUGAUCACGCUUUGCAUCCGCAGUGGAAAUAUAGCUUCUGCCAAGGAUUGGUUUGAUCGGAUGCCCGUGAAGACGAUCGUCGCGCAGACUGCCCUCGUCACAGCAUUUUCCAGGAAAGGGCAUGUGGAAGAAGCCGAGGCUUUGUUUGAGAACAUAAAGGAGGAGCGCGAUGUAGUGGCGUGGACGGCCAUGAUCCAAGCUUAUGUCGCGAAUGGGGAUCUCGAGAAGGCCAAGGCUUUGUUUACGCGAAUGCCCGAAAGGAAUGUUGUGACGUGGUCGUCUAUGAUACAAGGCCAUGUCCAAGACGGGCAAAUGGAGGAGGCCAGAUACCUCUUCGAAAAGAUGCCGCAGAGGACGGUGGUGUCUUGGACGACCAUGGUGGGGGGAUAUUCACAAAGAGGUAAUAUUCGUGAGGCCGAGAAUCUCUUUGACAAAAUGCCCAACAAGGAUGUCGUGGCCUGGAACUGUAUGAUCACUGCUUAUGGCCAAAAUAGCGAUCCUGACGCUGCUAGAAACGUGUUCGAGAUGAUGCCUCGGCCGAGAAACAUCGUGUCUUAUAACGCUUUGAUCUCGGCUUACAUCCAAAACAAUUACCUCAAGGAAGCGAGAGCACUGUUUGAAGGGAUGGAGGAGCGAGACGUUGUGUCUUGGAAUCUCCUCUUGAAUGGGUAUGCCCAGAGAGGUUAUGUUGAGGAAUCCAAGAGCAUCUUCGAUCGGAUGAGUGAGAGGGAUAGAGAUGUAGCGACAUACAACUGUAUGAUUGACGCAUAUGCCCAACAAGGGUAUCUUGUGAAUGCCAAGGAGUUGUUUGAUACCAUGCCAGAGCGAGACUUGAUAUCCUGGAACACGAUCGAGAAGGCCUUUGCUAGCAACGGACAUGUAUACGAAGCCAAGUUGAUACUCUAUGGGAUGCCCAAGCAGGACAUAGUUUCAUGGACGUCCAUGGUGGCGGCAUAUGCCCAGCGAGGCCAUAUGGUUGAAGCGCGGAAGUUCUUCAGCACAAUGCCCCAAAGGGACUUGGUAUCGUGGAAUGCGAUUGUUGCAGCGCAUGCCCAGUGCGGACACAGCGCUAGGGCCAUGGAGCUUUUCAAAUGCAUGGCCGUGGAGGGCAUCAGCUCCAACGACAUUGCGUUCAUGAGCAUUCUCGCUGCUUGCAGCCACGUUGGGAAGCUGGAGCAAGGCUGGAGCCUGUUCGUGUCGAUGCAAAACGACUUUGGAUUGAACCCAUCACGGGUUCACUACUCGUGCAUGGUAGACAUCCUCGCGCGCUCCGGGAAGCUGGAAGCUGCCGAGGAGCUCAUCGCCACCAUGCCGUUUGUGCCGGAUCUCGUGGCCUGGGACACGCUUCUUGCUGCUUGCAAAGUCCAGAGGGAUGCCCGAGGAGCGGCCCAGGCAGCCGAGGUUGCCACGGACUUGUCCGAGGAGAGCUCGGCUCCAUACGUGCUCAUCUCUGAUAUCCAACGAAACACUUCGCUACAUUAG